Messenger RNA from Prosopis cineraria, 1402 nucleotides. RefSeq lists its product as uncharacterized. The transcript has 7 exons. Lineage: Eukaryota; Viridiplantae; Streptophyta; Magnoliopsida; Fabales; Fabaceae. The record is from RefSeq and is a predicted model, not a curated record. Bases 180 to 1178 code for a protein of 332 amino acids.
CUCAUUCUCUUUUAUAAAUCAAGAACUUUUCGCUACGUUUUUCCCUUGCCCACCAUCAAGCUUGAUCAGGGAUAUCAGGGAUUCUCUCCGUAUUAUUCUCCCCAGCUCUACACUGUUCUUAGGGUUCUUGAUUAAUAUUCUUAAUUGAUCAAUCUUCCAGGGAUCACUUUUCCAAAACAAUGCAGAGAGGCAGAGGUGGACGGGAUCCUUUCUCUGACUUCGGUAGUCCUUUUGGUGAUUUCGGAAGCCCUUUUGGUGAUUUUGGGAGCUUUGGACCUCCUGGCAGUCUAUUGUCAAACUUCUUUGGGGGCAGGAACCCGUUUGAUGACCCCUUCUUUACCCGGCCGUUUGAAGGCAUGUUUGGAUCUAGUAUCUUUGGUCCUCCGGGAAAUCUUCAUCCGAACAUGCAUCCAUCUGGAUAUCUUGAACAUCAAGCUCCAGAGUCUAGAAAUUCACGAGGGCCAAUUAUUGAGGAAUUAGACUCUGAUAAUGAACGAGAAGAUUCAGAGCAGGCAAAGGGAAAAAGGCCAAGAAAUAGUCAGUCAAACAAUGAACCACAUGUUAUGCAUCCUGAUGAUGAAGAUGAAGGAAAUAGAAGAAAACAUUUGCAGCCUGGAAACGAGUUCAACAUAUUCAACAAUAUUAGCUGUCAGCCUCAAGCUCAUAGCUUCUGUUUCCAGAGCUCAACAGUCAGCUAUGGUGGCCCGAAUGGAGCAUAUUAUACCUCAUCCAAGACAAGGAGGACAGGGAGUGAUGGAGUAACCUUUGAAGAGAGCAAGGAGGCUGACAGUGCCACAAGAGAAGCUAGUCACAGAAUUUCUAGAGGUCUUCAUAACAAGGGGCAUUCGUUAACAAGAAAACUUAAUUCUGAUGGAAAGGUGGACUCCAUGCAGACCCUGCACAAUUUAAAUGAAGAUGAGCUUGAUGGCUUUGAAGAAGCAUGGCAAGGAAAGGCUCAAAAGUAUUUACCAGGAUGGGCUGGGAAUGUAGGAGCUAGCCGUGGCAGGCAAAUUGAGCAGGGUAGGCAGGGAGGCUGGGCGCUUCCUUCAACGGAGGAUGGAAAUCGCAUGGGAAUGAUGCCUGAAUUUAGAAAUAAAGCAAGCUCUUCUGUGACUAAGGAGAGGGCAAGGACGGACAAGAGUGACAGAAAUGCAAGUCAUCGACGAGCUAGGGGCUGAAAUUGAGGAAGCUUUGUGGUUUGUGCCUGCCUAUUACUACUAUACUAUGCCCUUAUUUACAAGUCUUCUUUUUCAUCGUCCUAUAGAUCCUUGAAUCAUUUGUUUUAAGCUACGCUUGUGGAUUUUAUGAUUUGUCCAUUUGGGCAUAUGGGGGUAGGCGGAUAUGGGGUUGUUAUCUUUCGUGUUACGUGGAAAAUAUAAUAGUACGUUAUGUUUGCUGCCAA